Thamnophis elegans (Western terrestrial garter snake) is the source of this 687-nucleotide messenger RNA. RefSeq names its product transmembrane protein 254 (gene TMEM254). The transcript has 4 exons. NCBI's taxonomy places the organism in Eukaryota, Metazoa, Chordata, Lepidosauria, Squamata, Natricidae. Bases 90 to 482 code for a protein of 130 amino acids. The record is from RefSeq and is a predicted model, not a curated record.
UCGGGGGCGGGCGGAGCGGUUCCUCCUCGGGGUCGGCCUGGCGAAGGCUCUUCCGCGCACAACUGUAGGCAGAGUCAAUCUGCAGGAGAAUGGCGUCCCGGUCGGCGUCCGCCGCUCGUUCCCACAACUCGGCCACCUACUUCCGAAGGACCAGACCGUUUUUCAUGGCGGUGAUCGCGGGCGGCAUGCUGUACUACGGCUGUGCUGUCUUUGCACCUUCAAUAAUCCCCUAUGACGGCCUGGGUCCAUUAGGAAGAUUCACAAAGUAUCUGCAGGAGAACCACAAACCUGUUUUCCAUGCAGGGUAUGGGGUGGCUUGGUUAAUUCAUAUCGGAGAAGCGUGUUUGAGUAUCUGGUUAUGCAAUAUGAAAGGCAUCACAGAGAGGAAGACGCAGCUUAAGUGGUUCGUUCAAACGCUGUUAUUUGGCAUCGCUUCGCUUAAUUUCCUACUGGUUUACAAGCCACCCAAGAAAACCCAGUGAAGAAAUGGAACUGGAAAAGGAAACAGAAACGGGAUGAUAUCGCCCUUAACUCUGAAGGUUCUCUUCGUAUUUUGGCGUUUGACCGAAAACACCUUUCACUGUUACGUGGAAAGACAGAACAAAAAAAACAACAAAAAAACACUUUGGUUUUGGGGUACCCUGGUGAUAAACUUGUGUGUUGAUAAAGCGGAAAUCACAUUUUAAA